This is a messenger RNA of Bemisia tabaci, 2972 nucleotides long. NCBI's taxonomy places the organism in Eukaryota, Metazoa, Arthropoda, Insecta, Hemiptera, Aleyrodidae. The record is from RefSeq and is a predicted model, not a curated record.
CGCUCUCACUCGCGCCGCCGACCGCAACGUGAUCGCUGCUCGUGUGUAUGUGCAUCUGUUUCUGUUGUUUGAGUUUCUUGUUCCGAGUCCAAGUUGUAAGUUUUCAUCGUUUUCAUCCUCCUCCUCCCAGCCGCGAAGUUGCUGUUAGCCGUUACUUUUGUAAUCCUCCCUGAGGUCCUAUUCUGUUUUAAAAUUAUCAUCCUUGUGUGCCAUCUGCCAUCACUGCAUUUUGAACUUCUCUCUGUUACUUACAUUCAUCCGACAAAAAGUGGAGGUGCUGCAGCCUUGCUCAAGAUGGAGCCUGAAGCUGAAAUAGUAGUAAAAACUAGGAAACGGUUCCAUGAAAUGACAGAAAGGGGCAAACGUAAGCACCUUACAGCACUUGCUGAGAAACAAUCUCGGCAACUGAAGGCUGCGAGAAAUGUUUCUAAUAUUUUUGGUUCUAAUGAAUCGUGUGAGACACAUUACAACUACGAUGCAGAUAUUGAAGAGAACAGCUCUUUGAACGAGGAAGCGUCUCUUCAUGCAACAGAGAUCAGUUCUGAUAGGAGUGUUUCAGAUGUUGAUGCCGUCAGUAAUAUUGAUGAAAGCGAUUCAAAUUCUGAUUUUUUAUGUGCCAGCGAAGACUCGGAAGCAGAAAUAAUUAAUGAGGAAGCGUUCUACGACACAUUCGUUCACCACUCAGCCGAGGAAGCAUUUAGAAAUCUUGAACAGGACCGCUCUUUAAACAUUCUGCAACUGUUAAUACAAUGGGCUCUGUUGUAUAAAGUAAAAAUGAAUGCUCUUUCAGCUUUAUUGAAGCUCCUAAGGCAAUUUCCUAAUUUUUCUCACAUCCCAAACGAUGCUCGCACUCUGCUGAAAACUCCUGUUGCAGAGAAAGCGGAAGCAAUUGAUGACGGCCAGUACUAUCAUUUUGGUUUGAUGAAUAGUUUAACACCAGGCCUUAAACACAUACCACCCUCUAUGACCAAGCUGAAAUUGAUCCUUAAUUUUGAUGGAUUGCCUCUGUUUAAGAGCACUGAUAGCCAGUUUUGGCCAAUUUUAGUUUCAAUACUGGGGCUUGGUCAAGUAUUCAUGGCUGGUCUAUAUCAUGGAUACAGUAAACCUGCAGAUGCAGAGAAAUAUCUCUCAAAAUUUAUUGAAGAGCUGAAGGCGUUAAUUAAGUCAGGAGUCCUUCUCCCCGAUGGAAGGGUUCUGCCGGUUGAAGUUUUUUGUGUUUGCUGCGAUGCACCUGCAAAAUCUUUCAUUCUGGGAUGUAAAGGUCAUACUGGCUACUGGUCCUGCACUCGUUGUACACAGAAAGGCGAGUGGAUUGGUGGUAAAGUUGUUUUUCUCGAAACAAACGCCCCCCCACGAACCCAUGACGAUUUUUUAAAGAAAACUGACUCCAACUUUCACCACAAAGCAUCGAUUUUUGAAAGUGUUACUGGAAUAAAUAUGACUAGCUCUUUUUGCUUAGAUUUUAUGCAUGUGGUCCUAUUAGGAGUGCAACGAAAAAUGCUGAAGCUUUGGGUUCUUGGUACUGUUCCUUUUAAGCUUGGCUCCACUGCCGUCUUUCAAUGUUCCCAACAACUUUACGGCCUUAGAGCCUAUAUACCCUCUGAAUUUUGCCGCAAACCAAGACACCUGGAUUUGAUAAAGCGGUGGAAAGCGACAGAGCUCCGGCAGUUCUUACUUUACACAGGUCCAGUAGUUCUGAAAUCUGUGUUGGAAAAGAAGAAAUAUGAAAAUUUUCUUGUUUUGUCAGUGGCUAUGAGGAUUUUACUAUGCCCAACGUUGGUUUUACAAGAUGGAUUCAUCCAGUACGCCCGCCAAUUACUUUUAAACUUCGUUGAAGCUUUUAAAAUUUUGUACGGUACUCAAUUCAUCACGCACAAUUUCCACAACCUUAUUCACUUGGCAGACGAUGCUGAGCGGUUCGGACAUCUGAAUUUAGUGUCUGCAUUUAAAUUCGAGAACUUCCUGCAAGUUCUAAAGAAUAUGGUACGCAAACCCAGUGAUGAAUUAAUGCAAGUCAUCAGAAGGCUUGGUGAACGAUUUGCUUCAGAAUCUCAGAGACCAAUUGGUGACAUCUCAAAAUCGGACGAAAUACAACUCUCUGGUAAAGAAUGUGCUCAUGGUGUUCCUUACGAUGAUCUAUGCCAACCGCAUUAUUCUUCCAUUACAAUCAAAGGAUUCUUGGUUUCCACUAAAAAAUCAGAUGCAUGUGUUGGAACAUCUGAUGGCAAAAUUGUUGUUGUAGAGGGGGUCUCAUAUUCCCCGCGAAGGAAAGGUCUUGUCAUUGUCGGGCGAUAUUUCAUACAGCGGUCAGAAUUUUUUACCUCUCCUUGCUACAGCUCACUUGUGGGUAUUUACAAAGUAGGCAAGUUGUCUCCUGUUCGAUGCUGGCCUGUUACCACCAUCAAAAUGAAGUAUGUUCUCCUGCCUCUCCGCUCGGAAUUUGUUGCACUGCCUCUUCUCCACUCUGAUUAGCACCGAUAUUAUCUUAGCAAAUUGUAGUUCACAAAUCUUAUCUCACUUCAAAGGUAAGGUGAUCAACAAAUUUUGUCUUAAAUUCUAUUUUUGGAAGAGCAUAGCAUUACUUGGCAGGCUUUGGGUGAUCCUUGGUGUACUAAGAUGAGCGAUGAUCACCUAGGAUCAUUAAGUUUUUUUGGUUCCUAUAAACCACGGGCAAUAUAAAUUUUGGGGGAAAGGGUGAGAGUUAUGUAGCGAAUAGCGUUGUCGCUUUUCAAGGGUGGGAGGUCCUAACAUUUCGGAUUUCAGCGUAUGAAAAUGCAGGAACGGGAAACUUUCUGUACAUUAUGUCAUGCUAAUGGAUGGAAACUACUGUUCUAAAGCAUUAUGUGUUUCGCUCAAGUGGGAUUUUCCCGUGGGNGGGGGGGGGGGGGGGCCUAGAAAGAUGAGAGGUAACCCUGCUGAAUUCAUCCUCACUGAAAUGAAAGUAUCCCAAUAUCCUGCCCUUUGUGCUUCUG